Acanthosepion pharaonis is the source of this 2085-nucleotide messenger RNA. The record is from the annotation of a GenBank genome assembly. Lineage: Eukaryota; Metazoa; Mollusca; Cephalopoda; Sepiida; Sepiidae.
AUGAAAAGAGCUCGCCUUAAUUUCUUCUUCCAUGCUAAGAUAAUGGAUCGUCAGAUAUCCUGUCCAGAGCCUAUCAUAAAGAGUGAAACCCUCAAACCCGAAAUUCAUCCACAGAUGUCUGUAGUAGAAGGAACAAAGGCUGACCGAAUGCAAAAAAUUGGCAAGUAUGUCAAAUCCAGCAUUGCUGACUUUUUUGGCGUUGGAGAACAGAGUGAGAAAAACCAAGAGCUCUGGAAUAACAGACGCCUCCGAUAUUGCAGUUCCAUUGGUAAAAUCAAAGAUGAACAUCUCCCUCGGAUGGGUGAUCUUGAUGAACCUGAUUUUGUUCGUACACAACAAAUUGUUGACCCUUAUCGUGUCACUGCAGGUCAUCGUACUCCUCAGUCUAGCACAAGCACAUGUUACAGAACUGUGCGGGGAGUCCCUGUGCGAAAAAUACGGAAAGACUCUGUUCUGAAGAUGACAUUGAGAGGCUUCAGCAUGUUGACUGCGGCAAGAAAACCAGCUCGAUUCAGUCAAGCAGCAUGUCAGAGUAGAAGUUAUGCACCUGCCAGUUUCUAUGGAGAUGAUGAAGUUAGUAUUGGGACAUUACAGGCCCCACCCACAGAAGAUACAUCAAGUCUUGUAGAUGAUGUAUUUUUUGAUGAACCCCCAGUAAUAGACACUGUAAAGACAUUGGAUAAGAUCCCUGAAGAAGAUUCAUCUGAUGGUUUACCUUUAACAGAACGACUACCUGUGAAAGAUUAUUAUCAACAACCAACAACAUCACUACCUUCUGAAGAUUUGGACACUGUAGAUGCUGGAGUUGGCCUUAGUAAAAUUCGUAAUAGUGUUAUGAAUAAAGUUCUGGAGAAACGGGGAAAGAGGCAGCUUGGAAUGGGGCUUAUAGGUCGCAUUAUGCACAGGAGUAUACGUAGUGACAGACUAACUUCUGAUGUGAAACAACAAAUAAAUGAAUUUGAUGACCAUAGGCCUUAUUUCACUUACUGGGUUACUUUUGUGCAAAUUGUUGUGUUUCUUGUCUCAAUUUCUGUCUAUGGACCUGCUCCAUUUGGAUUUUUUGAAAGUGAAUAUGCUGAAGCUAUUCUUAUGCCCAAUCUUGCAAUUGAAUUCAAACGUCAUCGGGAAAUUGCAAACAUGUGGUUUGGACCAAGACAGGCUGAUCUCAUUCAUUUGGGAGCUAAAUAUUCACCAUGUAUGCGUCGAGAUGGAAACCUCAUGAAAGCUAUGAGAAAAGAUCGUAUCCUAGAAGAGGGAUCUGCUUGCUGUGUACGCAAUGAUGGAUCUGGAUGUGCUCAAAUGACAGAGAACAGCAGACCUGGGCCAAAUGGAGAAACAGCUGGGACUGUGUGUGGCCUUGAUCCCAGAUAUUGCCAUAAGCCAGCUUCACAAGCACCUUUUGAGUGGAGUCAAGAUAUUACUGAAUGGCUUAUUUGUGAGGAACCAAAUAAACUCAAUCAGUCAAAGGCUAGUUUGAUAGAUCGCCACAUGACUUGUGAUGUUGUAGCUCGUCCAUGUUGCCAUGGUAUCCAAGGUGAAUGCUUUGUAACAACUCGACAACACUGUGACUUUGUACAUGGAUAUUAUCAUGAAGAAGCUUACCUUUGUUCCCAAGUUGAUUGCUUAAGUCAGAUUUGUGGUAUGAUUCCUUUUUAUUACAAAGAAAAACCUGAUCAAUUUUACAGGCUCUUCACAGCACUCUUCCUUCAUGGAGGCCUGAUUCACUUAAUUGUCACUGUGAUAUUCCAAGGUUUUGUAAUGAGAGAUGUAGAAAAACUUGCUGGAUGCAUACGGAUUGCUGUCAUUUAUUUUGGUAGUGGCAUUGCAGGGAAUUUAGCAAGUGCUAUUUUUUUACCGUAUCAAGUUGAGGCUGGUCCUGCUGGUUCUCAGUUUGGUAUUUUGGCUUGCCCCCUUGUGGAAGUCCUUCAAAAUUGGCAGAUGCUGAAAAAUCCAUGCCGCUCAGUCCUCAAAUUUGUUGUCGUGUUUUUCAUCUCUUUCCUUAAUUCUCUUUGUUCUUGUCCCCCCUCCAGUUUUCUCCUCUUCAUAUUUUUUUCUUUUCAUUGUUACUGCUUUCAUCUUUUAUAA